GAGCACACCCCCUCAUACUUUUCUUGCUUCUCUCUCUUUGGCCUUGCCUCUCUGGUCCUGCGGAGCUGCCCACACUCUACCCCGCUCCUAGCUCCUCAAGAAGCUCUGCCUAGUGCCCAGGGCCUUGGUGGGUCAGCUUGGAGGUUCCUGUGGCAUCUGUCGAAGAGGCCCUAGGGUCACUGCAUUUCCUCCUGGGGGUGACUUGGCAGUGAUAUGUUCUUUUUCCUCACUUCUGCAAUUGCCAGAAGACGGCAUAGAGGCUGGAACUAGGGCCCAGACCCAGAGAGACAGGCUCCUCGGCUUAAUGACUGGUCCUGUGACAGCAGGAUCUUGCUAAGUUGAUGAGGCUGGUCUUGAAUUUGUGAUCUUCCUGCCAGUCUACCAAAUCACUAGGUUAAUAGGCACACCCGGGACCCUAUGAUCAGCUGACCCUUUCAGCCUACAGCAAUGGAGCCAAAUGGCUCGUCCCGUGUGGAUUCCGAGUUUCGAUACAUUCUCUUCCCAAUUAUUUACAGCAUCAUCUUUGUGGUGGGAGUCAUUGCCAAUGGCUAUGUGCUAUGGGUCUUUGCCCACUUGUAUCCUUCCAAGAAACUAAAUGAGAUAAAGAUCUUCAUGUUAAACCUCACUGUGGCUGACCUGCUCUUCCUGAUCACCCUGCCACUCUGGAUUAUCUAUUACUACAACCAGGGCAACUGGAUUCUACCCAAAUUUCUGUGCAAUGUGGCUGGCUGCCUCUUCUUCAUCAACACCUACUGCUCCGUGGCCUUCCUUGGAGUCAUCACUUAUAACCGCUUCCAGGCAGUCACACGGCCCAUCAGGACUGCUCAGGCCACCACCCGCAAACGUGGCAUCUAUUUGUCCCUGGUUAUUUGGGUGUUCAUUGUGGCCGCUGCAUCCUACUUCCUUAUCUUGGACUCCACCAACAUAGUGAUGGAUAAGGUCGGCUCGGGCAACAUCACCCGUUGCUUUGAGCAUUAUGAGAAGGGCAGCGUGCCGGUCCUUGUCAUCCACAUCUUCAUCGUGUUCAGCUUCUUCCUGGUCUUCCUCAUUAUCCUCUUCUGCAACCUGGUCAUUAUCCGCACGCUCCUCCUGCAGCCCGUGCAGCAGAAGCACAAUGCACAAGUGAAGCGCCGGGCGCUGUGGAUGGUCUGCGCUGUCUUGGCGGUGUUCAUCAUCUGCUUCGUGCCCCACCACGUGGUGCAGCUGCCCUGGACCCUGGCUGAGUUGGGCUACCAGGACAGCUACUUCCACCAGGCUAUAAACGAUGCACAUCAGGUCACCCUCUGCCUCCUUAGCACCAACUGUGUCUUAGACCCUGUCAUCUACUGUUUCCUCACCAAGAAGUUCCGCAAACACCUCACUGAAAAGUUUUACAAUAUGCGCAGCAGCCGGAAAUGCUCCCGGGUCACCACUGACACAGGCACCGACGUGGUCAUGCCAAUCAACCAGAUCCCUGUGGAUUCUCUCAAAAAUUAGUCCUUGCUUGUUGGGGUCAGGCCCCAAAUCUUCUCUUUCAUCCAUAUCCUGGACUGAGCUGGAGGAAGAAGGGAUAUUUGCUGUGGUCACCACUCCCUGGCAGUGGUAACUCAUUAAGCUUGGAGGCAACCUCACUCAGGCAGGGGUGAGAGCAGCAAGGGACUGCUGGUAAAGCCAGAGCUAGAAUGAGCCCCUCAUAUGCUUUUGGGCACAUACUAUGCUAACUUUGGCUGAUGAACUUAUCCUGAGCCCCUGAGUCUGAUGGGUCUAGGAGCCAGGUUCUGACUUUGGAGGUAGAGUCAGAGCCACCCAGUACUCCCCCCAGGGGCAACAGCCUAAAGCUCUGGGCAAUGACUCCCAAGUGCUAAAGACGAAAGUGGGUUUUUGGGAAAGAGAUUUGCUGAGUGGAAGAAUCUUUGGGGCAGAGUUUGAUGUAGGAUGGUGCCAUCCUCUUUCCACCCACAGGUAAAAGGCCUUUGUGACAUUUCUCAGGGGAAGUGGCUCAGUGGAAUCUUCUGAUUCACACAGCAGCCUGUCCCAAUGGCAACCAGAGAAGAUAAAACAUGAACAAUAAAAAACUAGAAUGGGAGCCUGUUUUCUGAGGCACAUGUAUCUCUCUGCAAAGGCCUCACCUCGGGCCUCACUCAGCUCUGAGUGAGGGGGAGAAAGAUGGCCACCCCAGCCAUCUUUCUGUCUUAGCAGCUCCUAGGCCUGGCCAUGAGUUCACAGCCAGCUUCAGCAAAAGUGAGAUGCUAAGCAACUCAGUGAGACCCUGUCUCUAAAUAAAACACAAAAUAGGGCUGGGGAUGUGGCUCAGUGUCAAGUGCCCCUGAGUUCAAUCCCCAGUACCCCCCACCACCAAAGCCCCCCAAACAGCCCCUAAUUAAAUACCUUCUGUGGAGCAGCCACCCCCACAAAAUUUGGAUUUGUCCAGGUCAGGGCACCUUGAUGUCCAGAGGCUUCUAUUUGAAACAGGCACUUAGGCUAGGAAGAGCCAGAGGUUUCUGCAUAGAAGGAGCCUGCUUGGUCUCUGGGAGGAUCCUCCCAAUCAAGUCUCCAGGAGGUGGAAGGGACGAUUAUAGUCCUAAGGUCUGGCAGGGGUCAGAUUUUCUUGAGGAUCUCUGGAUACCUAUUUAUGAUUUUUGGCAAGUAUAUUUAAAAGAGACUCAAAUCUUACCCUGAGACAAGUACCUGUUGUGUGAGCCUGGUAGCCUUAGAUUCAAGGGAUUGAAGGAGGCUUCUCUGGAUUUUUAGAGCCUUGUACUCCUUCUAAGAAAUCUUCAUUCUUUGAAGCCAGUGUUCCCAUGAAGCUGGGACUCUUGUUUCUGCUUUGCUAGGCAAGCACUGGUUUGCUGAUCUUGAUAAAUGUCUCCCAUUUGGUCAGUAACCUGUUUUGGGGACAGUAGCUAUGGGCUGGACCCUAGCUGAUGGUGACCAGGUGGUUAGAGCAGCAUAUUUGAACUAUGGUAUUACAUAUAACUACGGUAUCACAUAUUUGAACUAUGGUAUCACAUAUCACAUAGACAGUUUUGGCUUUUCACUUCCUGCCAAGGGACCAGGAACUCACUUUUCUACCUCUUCAUUGUUACCUGUGGAGUAAACCCUACCUCGUUGGGUUAUGAGCAGUGAGUGUUAAGGCAGACACCCCUUGAUCAGAGUGACUGCUUAAAACAGAGUCACCCCUUUUCUGAGAACUUGACCCCCUCAGUCUUCCAGUUGGAGCUGAAAGGAUGAGAGGUGGGCACUAGAUUCAGGGAUGCUGUUUCAGGCUGUGAAUUUGUCUGUGUGUUCAUCUGUGGAUGUAGGGGCUGGGGUGGCCACCGUGUGAGUGUAGUAGAGAAAAUGGCUCUGCCCAAGAGAAGAUGUGCAGAGAGAAACCACAGGAGCCUGAAGAGAAGAGGGGACAGCGCUUCCAGGGGCCUGCUGGUUAUCCUCUGUACUCCUUCCUUUGUGUCCUAUGAAAUUCCCUUGUCAGGAUACCUUUUCUUAUCUUGCUUAAUCUAAUCUGAAUAGGGUCUGUUACUUGCAACCAAAAAAGUCCCAAAUGAAGUAAGUGUUUAUUGCUACUGCACAGUAUUUCCUGAAUGUCAGUCAUUUGCAUAUCUUCUUGCGAUGUUUGCAGUAUGGCUGUAUCACCUGGAUGUUUACUUAAUAAAUAUUUUCCUGCAGUCAA
This is a messenger RNA of Marmota flaviventris (yellow-bellied marmot), 3649 nucleotides long. It is a transcript of the gene Ptafr, whose product is annotated as platelet activating factor receptor. The record is from RefSeq and is a predicted model, not a curated record. Gene Ontology annotation, cellular component: membrane. Gene Ontology annotation, molecular function: platelet activating factor receptor activity; G protein-coupled purinergic nucleotide receptor activity. Gene Ontology annotation, biological process: chemotaxis; G protein-coupled receptor signaling pathway. NCBI's taxonomy places the organism in Eukaryota, Metazoa, Chordata, Mammalia, Rodentia, Sciuridae.